This is a messenger RNA of Hibiscus syriacus, 1134 nucleotides long. RefSeq lists its product as uncharacterized. Lineage: Eukaryota; Viridiplantae; Streptophyta; Magnoliopsida; Malvales; Malvaceae. The transcript has a single exon. Gene Ontology annotation, molecular function: catalytic activity. The record is from RefSeq and is a predicted model, not a curated record. The coding region runs from base 1 to 1134 and encodes 377 amino acids.
AUGAUGAAGAUUAUGUUUUGGAAUACCCAAGGGGUCAUCAAGCCCUCCUUUAGAAGACAUUUCAGAGAUUGUGUCAAUAACUAUAAGCCUAAGAUCAUUACUCUGAUGGAAACCCAUAUUAAUGGGAGAAGAGCAGAUAGAAUCAUCAAUAGUAUGGGUUACAACAAUUCUUUCAGAGUUGAAGCGCAAGGGCACAAUGGUGGCAUUUGGGUUUUAUGGGAUAACUCGGUGGAGGUUAAGAUUUUAAAUGUUUCUAACCAAUAUAUCCAUGCUCAUUUCAGAUGCAGAAAUAGUAAUUAUUGGGAAUACUUGACAACUGUGUAUGCUAGCCCUAACCAAAGUAUUAGAAAAGAGCUUUGGGAAUUACUAUUGAAGGUUAAACCGGAUAAUAAUGCUCCUUGGAUCCUAGGAGGGGACUUUAACUGUAUUCUGAAACCUGAAGAACGACUUGGUGGUAACAACCGUUAUAGAGUUGGGAUCAAGCUCUUUCAAUAUUUUAUUUUCAACAAUGAACUGAUAGAUGUUAAUUACCAAGGAGAUGAAUUUACUUGGCGUAGAGGAAACCUUUGGCAAAGACUUGAUCGUUGUUUGAUGAAUAUGAAAUGGCUCGAAGUUUUCCCAUAUACGAGGGUGUAUCAUCUUGACCGUAUUGGUUCUGAUCACUGUCUUAUUAUGCUACAAACUGAUCAACAUCACAAAGACAGUAGAAUUAAACCUUUUAGAUUUCUGGCAGCCUGGAUGGAGCACCCGGAUUUUGUUAAUUUUUUGAAAAAAGAAUGGGCUAAGCAUAAUGAUUUUUUGGAUAACCUCAACUAUAUCAGACAAAGCAUAGGUAUUUGGAACAGAGAAACGUUUGGAAGCAUUAAUCAAAAGAAGAGGAUAAUUAUUUCUAGAUUAAAGGGAAUUGAUAAGGCUCUUCGUAAGUAUAACUCUAACAGACUGUCUAAUAUUGAAUCUGAACUGAAGACUGAACUGGACGCUAUUUUAAGACACGAGGAACUUCUCUGGGCUCAGAGGGCGAGAUGCAAGUGGAUUACUCAUGGGGAUAAAAUUACCAAAUACUUCCACUCUUGUGCAAUAGCUAAAGGAAGAAGAAAGCAUAUUAUGGCCCUAAAAAUUGAUUCGGAUAUAUAG